Molecule: messenger RNA, 966 nt
Organism: Rotaria sordida
Lineage: Eukaryota; Metazoa; Rotifera; Eurotatoria; Philodinida; Philodinidae
Source: the annotation of a GenBank genome assembly
AUGGUCCCUGACAACAAUGGAACCACAACUGGAUAUUCAGGCGCUGCAGUUUGGGGUAGUCAGUUUCCAGUUGAUUGCAAGCGCAAUCAAAUCUAUAUUGGAACUGGCAAUUAUUACAAAGUACCGCCUUUAGUUCAGCAAUGUCUGGAUGAGACUAGCAAUUUGACUCUCUAUUCUGAUCCAUGUAAUCAGCGAGGUGCUUAUGGUCAAGCUAUUCUAGCCUUAGAUAUGAGCACGGGAAUCAUUCGCUGGAGUGUAAUUCUUGGACCUAUAGAUGCAUGGACUGCAGCUUGUUUAUUUUCUGGUCCACUCCCAAAUUCUAACUGUCCAUAUAAACCUGGACCUGACAGUGACUUUGCUCAAGCUCCUAUAUUGAAACUAAACUUGAAGUAUAAGUUUGGCGGCAAAAAUCGUGAUCAGUUGUUUGUUGGGCAAAAAUCCGGUAUAGCAUAUGGCUUCGAUGCUGAAACAGGAACAGUUAUCUGGUCUACUUCAGUUUCACCAGCUUCCUUUGCCGGUGGACUGCAGUUUGGCUCUGCGGCUGAUGAUCAGUAUCUCUAUAUUGGCAACAACAAUGCUGACAGUUUAAGUUACACACUGCCAGAUGGAACUACAACAAGGAAGGCAAGUUGGUCUGCCUUAGAUCUAGUUACUGGUAAUAUUAAGUGGACUACAGUUGAUCCCACAACAAAUGUAAAUCAAACAAGCGCAUAUUUUGCAUUGACCGUUUGGGAUAAACUUGUUCUAGUUCAAGGUGGAAGUCCACCAUUCGCAACAAGCGAUCCGACCAAAGGAUGUCUCUAUGGACUGAACAAGAAAAAUGGUCAAGUUUUGUACGAAAAGUGCAUUAAAAAUACACCACUUGGUAGCGGGGCAUCUGUUGCAAAGAAUACUAUAUAUGUGGGAGUUGGAUAUAACACUUCAAGAGUAGCAACCGAUGGUAUCUUGGCAUUAAAGCUGCCUUAG